GUCUCCUAAUUUUUUGUUUUUUAACAAAAUGACAGAAAUAAAUAAUUCGGAAAACGAAGAAUUUAUUAGAGAUAACGAAAAAAAAACACGGUUACUCUUUCUUUUAUCUUUUGUGAUAUCUAAUAAAGAAUAUGCUUCGACACUUAAAUUAUUAGCUCCCGUGUUGAAAAAAUCACUUGCGAAACUUCCAACUCCUGCAGAAUUUAAGGCUGUAUCCAAUUUAAAACCACAUACUCAUAAUACACCUUUAUCAGCAACAUUUUGUCUACAUAAAGACUGUUUACCGCAAACUACACGUAGAGGCUUAUUUGCCUUUAUACAAGUGUAUGCCAUUGCUAAUGUAGUUGAAGUUGUGGUUCGUUUGCCCAAAUUGUUUAGGAGGAAAGCUAGUCUAAAUCAGAUUUUAAAGAAGGUGUCAUUAUAUUCCUCUACACGAUGUGCAUUAUCGAUUGCAUCAUACGCCAUAAUUUAUAAAAGUUUAUUUCGAUUCUUUACGCGAUUAUUUGAUCCAUUACUUCGGCCACCUCCCUCAUCCAGUUUAAUAGUUAAUGAUGUAGUUUGUUCUCCAUUGGUUCCACCCUUUUUAGCUGGAUUAUUGGCUGGUCCUACUUUACUUAUUGACAAUGUACAAUCUCGCAGGAUAUUAAUUGCUGUUUUUAUGUUAAGCAAAAGUUUACAAUACACUUAUCAUGCACUUAGGCAAAAUGGCAUUAUUCCUAGAAUGCCUUGGUGGUGGGGUUCUUGGUUAUUAUUUCCAAUUAGCUCUGCUCAAUUAAUUUAUGCCUACUUAUUACAUCCUGACAUAUUCCCCAAAAAUUACGACAAGUUUAUUACUAGUCGUAGUACAACAUACGUAAAUCCAAAACCAAGUGAUUUUUCUGAUGCAAUGCCGUGGCCAAUUGGAAGAGAAAUAGUUGAUCGUAUAGAAAUAUUGGCUUCACUUUACUAUCCUGAAUUUUAUUCAUCUAAACUUCAUGGUAGAGAUGUACCCCCACUUCCUGACAACUUAAAACCCAUUCAACCAGUAUUGGAAAUUGCUCAUCCUGCUCAUUCAAAAAUGUUGUGUGCUAUGUUACAUCACGAGGAGCCUAGCUGUUUGGUUACUUAUACGAAAUUUAUUGCAAAAGAAGGUAUUGAUGCCCUUAAGUUUAUGGGAAUAGUUUAUACCAUUUCUUUAAUUUUAAGUGGAAAAUCCAGACCUAACGGAGGUAUCACCACUAUAUUAAGCUACGCAAUACCUGAGAUAUUUAAAGGUGCUACAUUUAUUACAAUGGCAAUUGCAACUUCAUGGGCGUUAUUUUGUGGCUUUCAAAAAAUACUUCCAAACAAAUUCAUGCCUAUCUCAAGAUUUUAUCUCAAUGGAUUUAUUGGAGGGAUGUGGAUUUUAGUGGAAAAACCUAAUAGAAGAUUAGAUAUUGGGAUGUAUAGUUUGAGAUUAUCGAUUGAAACACUUUGGAAAUUGUUGGUUAAGAAGGGAAAAGUUAGGAAUAUAAGAAAUGGUGAAGCUAUUUAUUUUUCACUGGCUAUGGCAUUUAUCAUGGCUAUUCGUAAAAAUCAACCAAAGAGUAUAACUAGCCCUUAUAUUAGAUUUGCUUUAUCAAGGUUACUUGGAGAGUAGAUUUUAUUAAAGUAGAAAUUAUAAACAAUCAAUAUUUACAUUAUAAUAAUGAAAUAUUAUUGUAUAUAUAAUAGAUUCUAAUUAUCCAAUUUUAAAUUGUUCUUAAACGUUAUCAAUAUUUAACAGAAUAUAUAAAAAUAUACAGUAAUAAACUUCAGAAUACUUUAGUUAUACUGUAGCUUACUAAAAAGGUACAAAAAAUUUGUUGACUAAAAAAAUUAAACCAUGAAUGCUAUAAUUAUACUUUUAUCAAUUUGAAUUAGAAGCUCAUAUAGGGA
Rhizophagus irregularis DAOM 181602=DAOM 197198 is the source of this 1896-nucleotide messenger RNA. RefSeq lists its product as uncharacterized. The record is from RefSeq and is a predicted model, not a curated record. Lineage: Eukaryota; Fungi; Glomeromycota; Glomeromycetes; Glomerales; Glomeraceae.